CCAAAACUGCUGCAGGCCCAUGCCGUGCCUUGGCAAUCAGCCCUAGCAAGCUCCUUAUCCCACCUACAAUGCCGUGCUGGUGCAGCCGUGAUGCUCCCAGGUGCCCAGCUCGGAUCUCUGACCCACACUCUGCAUGUGUCCUGACCUGUGUGGAACUAUCUUGCUGUGGCUGGGAAAUCCCAAGGGAGGUAGGACAGGGGUCCUGUCUUCCAGAUGAUUUACUUGCUGCUUCCCAUUACAGAUAUGUGACCCAAUUCUCUUAUUUUCUGUCCUCUGCCUUGAUUUCAGUGGUGUUUAGCCAGUGGGGGUUUGAGGCUUCUCUGGUGCUCUGGGGCUGGAAGUCAUAGCUGCCUGAAAGGCAGUAGAGUUGUUUUCACUGUGUCUCCUUGUUCCUUCAUCUGCUUUGCAGCAGAGGCAAGUGCAUGCCCUUGGUGAGUGUCGUGUGUAUGAGAGAAGCUCUCCACUGCCCAUGCAUGUUCCCAGUAGGUGAUUUCUACCUUUGCUGCCAAACAGCAGCAGCUGACAGAUCAUAGGCCUGAAUUCUUCCCUGUCUGUUGCUUUUUCUUCAUGUAGCUCCAUUGGUCUGUGGAGUUAUGUCGGACAGGGGAGGUGUCACACAGCCUCCAGUUAUCUUAGAGCUUGAUGAAACUGAAGAAAGCUGACAUGAAGCUAAAAAGCUCCCAUAAGAUGCAGCCCCAGACCUGUCAGGUGAUGCACAUUUUAUCAUGGGCAAGAGCUGAAGGUCAUUUGACUCAAAUAUAGCUGUGUGGUGCAAAACACCUUCAUUGUCCUGGACAGCACAAGGUCUCUAGAAAAAGCUGGGCUGCCAAUGAGCUCUCCAUGUUCAUGUGUCCUGCAGUCCUCUGAAAGGACUGCUGUGAGGACCAAGCAGGGGAACCAUCACUGUGUCUUCCUGAGAGGAUUCUUGAAAACUGCCACCUGAAGCUGCAUCACAGGCUCCCUGAGGCAGAGACACCAUAAAAGACUGGAGACAUGUACAGGAUGUCUGAAACAACGAGCACCAAUGAGAAUAAACCUCCUUUGAAUGGGAGAAGAGCCAUCCCACCAAACUACUCCAACGAUGAAGAAAAUGAGGUUCCUGAGAUGGAAGCUUUUGGAUUGAUACCUAGAGGAUUUAAUCCUAGAGAUUACCUGCGUGUUGUGGAUAUUUAUAUGUUCAAGGAGCCUCAAGAGAUCAACAAGCAGGAACACCACACUGACAAGUACUACAACCCCAGGCUGAUAGUACGUCGGGGACAGGCUUUCCAAAUCCAGAUUGACUUCAACCGACCCUACAAGCCAGAAACAGACCAGUUUUGGCUGGAGCUUUUGAUGGGUCGCUACCCACAGCAAAAUAAAGGCACCUACAUCCCAAUCCUAGUAGGCAAUGUGCUAAAACCUGGUCAGUGGGGAGCAAAGAUUAUCCACAGGGAAAACAACUCCAUUCGGCUGUCCAUCAUGUCCUCUGCCACCUGCAUCAUUGGGAAGUUUCGCUUGUAUGUUGCUGUCUUGACUCCCUAUGGCAUCCUUCGGACACGCAGGAAUUCGGCGACCGACACUUAUAUCUUGUUCAAUCCCUGGUGCCAGUUGGAUGCUGUGUACCUGGAUGAUGAGAAAGAAAGGGAAGAAUAUGUCCUGAAUGAUGUUGGUGUUGUAUUCCAUGGAAAUAUCGAAGAUAUAAAAUCAAGAAGCUGGAGUUACGGGCAGUUUGAAGAAAACAUUCUGGAUGCUUGUCUGUUCCUGAUGGACAAGGCAGAGCUGGAGCUCUCUGGUCGUGGGAACCCAAUCAAAAUCUGCCGUGUUGCCUCAGCAGUGAUUAACUCCCGGGAUGACAAUGGUGUGAUUGCUGGAUCCUGGAACAAUUCGUACGAUUAUGGUGUUGCACCUUCAGCCUGGACAGGAAGUGUGGACAUUCUCUUGGAGUAUUACAGUUCCAAGCAACCUGUCCGAUAUGGCCAAUGCUGGGUCUUCGCUGGUGUCUUCAACACGUUUCUGAGAUGCUUGGGGAUACCUGCAAGACUCAUUACCAACUAUUCUUCUGCCCAUGAUAACAAUGCCAAUUUACGGUUGGACUUCUUUCUGGAUGACGAAGGAAAAGUGGACACCAGACUUACAAAAGAUUCUGUCUGGAAUUAUCAUUGCUGGAACGAAGCUUGGAUGACCAGACCUGACCUUCCUGUUGGUUUCGGAGGAUGGCAGGUUGUUGAUGGGACACCUCAGGAAACCAGUGAUGGUAUGUACAGGUGUGGUCCAGCCUCAGUUCAAGCCAUUAAACAUGGUCACGUUUGCUUCCAAUUUGAUGCUCCUUUUGUCUAUGCCGAGGUGAAUAGUGACAUUUUUUACACAAGAGUGGAGAAAAAUGGAACCCAAGUAGUAGAAAAGAUUGAUACAACCCGAAUUGGGCAGUUGAUUGUGACCAAGGAAGUUGGAGGUGAUGGAAUGGUGAACAUUACUGAGGAGUACAAGUUCCGAGAAGGCUCAGAUGAGGAGAGGCUGGCUCUUGAGACUGCUGUGAUGUAUGGUGUUAAAAAGCAAAACAUCCAAGACACCACGUACCAGCCACAGGCAGAUGUUGAUAUGGACUUCCAAGCGCAAAAGGCAGUCCUUGGCAAUGACUUUAAAGUCACUAUCACUUUCAGGAACAAGAGUCGCAACUCCUACACUGCAACCACCUACCUUUCGGGCAACAUAGUGUUUUAUACAGGAGUCAUAAAAAGUGAAUUCAAGAAACACUCUUUCAGUGCAAAACUGGAACCCUCUUCAUCCAGCUCUUUCGACAUUGUGAUCAAAUCGAGUGAGUACAUGAGAGACCUGCUGGAGCAAGCCUCCUUUCAUUUCUUUGUGACCGCGCGGAUCAAUGAAACGGGGAAGAUUCUGGCCGUGCAGAAGGCGCUAAUGCUGGAAAUUCCCACCCUGCGGAUCAAGACCAAAGGUGAACUGGUAGCUGGUAAAGAAGCGUCUGUGACUGUGGAGUUCACCAAUCCUCUGAAACAAACCCUGGAGAACGUCACGCUCCGCCUCGAGGGACCUGGCGUGCUGAGAACAAUAAAAAAGCAGUUCGGGAGAAUCCCGAUGAACUCUACAUUGACCUGGGAAGUAAAAUUUUUCCCAAUGCAACCGGGUUUACGAAAGUUGAUUGCAAGCCUGAAUUCUGAUGCUUUGAGACAUGUGUAUGGUGAGCUGAAUGUCCAGAUUCAGAAACCAUGAACCAAGGUGCUGCCUUCUUCUCUCACUUAGAUAUAUUUAAAAAUUUCAUGGUAAGGGGUGGCUGAUGGAGAGGUAUAAAUCUGCUUAUUGUUAUUUUGGUCAUCCUUGUGCUGAAAAAAAAUUGAUAAAGCAAACUAAAUGGCAUGACUGGGGAGAGAACAAAAAGCACCUGAAUGCUGAAUGAUUUAAAAUUAGCUAUAUGUAAUUAAAAGCAAUUCUAGGUCAUAUUAUUCCUGUAGUUCACUUGUAUUUAUGGUCUUUUGCAUUAGUGCUGCAAGGAAAUUUGAAAAGCUCCAUUCGCCAGAGUAAUCUGAACUUUAGUUUUAAUUAAGGCCUGGUAUUUCACUGAAAAGGGAAGGAAAAAAAUAAAGAACCCAGUGUUAUAAAUUCUUAUACUGAAUUACACAAUGUUAUGGUAGAUCAUUCAGGCUGCAAUAGAGACAAGUAUUUCUGGCUAAAGGGUCUACUUUAUCUUACAAAUUAAUAAUGUUCUGGUUCAUGGAGAGCUCACUUUGCUGGAGGCAUCUCUCAGGAUGUUUUAUCUCCAGAAUAUUCUCAGCCCCUUGUUUCAUCUUGCAACUUCCCUGUACUUUUUCUCCUACUCUCUCAUGUGUGGAGGCACUCGCACAUACUCACUUCAUACCCUCAGCAGACCCCAUAUGCAGUUGGUAUGCUGUUCCUCUACUUUGCUGGGUGAAAAUCCAGAGCUUUUUCUGCCUCUGCUCAGAUUUUAUCACAGAAAACGUGCAUUUUAUGGCAAUAGCUCUUGUGUAAGAUGUGUUCUCUCUUCACCCUUCUCUGCCUUUUUUUCACUCCUGAACCCACCCUGUAGACACAUCUCCCACAUGAGUGUGUCAGGAGUGUUCACUGUCUCAGAGCAGUCUAGGCUGGCAAAUGGGGUGAAGGAAAGAGGAGAGGACCAGAGAGCUGAGGGUCUUCUCCUGCCAGUCCCACAAGCCUAGCCAAUAUCCUGCACUGGAGCUGGGGGUGAUUUUAGACUAAAGAUAUGGGUAUGUGUUCAGAUUAAAUCCUGCCUGAUAGUUCCCAAGAAUCAUGGCUAAAGCAGAAUGAAGACCUGUUACAUGGAUAAUCCCAGCAACACUGAGGGACAGAAACUCAUCUGGGAAAGGAAUAAAGAUGUAUCCUGAGAGUCAGAAACCUACACAAGCCACAGCAACUCCUCCCCUCUGGCCACAGUGUGUAUGUAAGAUCAGAUAUUAACAGCACAGGGGAGCCAGUUGAGCUUCUAAAGUUAAAAGGAACAUCUUGCUCUUUAAACCCUGGGGUUUUACUGGAUGGCCACGUGGUUUGGUGGUCUCAAUGAAAAGCAAGGGAGAUGCCUUCCCUUCUGCUCCUCUUGCUGCCACACACUGCCCACGGUACCUCCUGCAAGACCUGUAACCAGCUGUUAAAGUCUUGGGAGGGGAAAAAUGCAGCUGCUCUUUUUACCAAAGUGCGGGGAACAAAGCAAAAAUUCAUCCCACCUCAUAUACUCUGGGCAUACCCCAGGGUCUGGGAAAACCAGACUUUUGGAGGCUUUCACUUCAGGCAUGGACACACCCUCAUUUCAUACAGCUUAUGUGACCACAUUAGAAACUUUGCAAUGUCAAAGUCUCCUGUCUGUGGGGUAGAGGAAACUGAACAAUGUGCUGUCAGUGCAAGGUGAGAAUCUCUGUUAGGUAAUUAAGCAGUGUUACCAAGGUCUACAUCUUCUAAUAAAAUUAUCCAUUUUGUGCUCUUGCAUAUAAACCUGCUUUCUAUUCCAGGCAUUUUAUAAAUACAGUGUAAUAAAAAUUCAAAAUAAAGCGUGUCUGAUUGCA
Sturnus vulgaris (Common starling) is the source of this 5027-nucleotide messenger RNA. It is a transcript of the gene F13A1, whose product is annotated as coagulation factor XIII A chain. NCBI's taxonomy places the organism in Eukaryota, Metazoa, Chordata, Aves, Passeriformes, Sturnidae. Gene Ontology annotation, molecular function: protein-glutamine gamma-glutamyltransferase activity. Gene Ontology annotation, biological process: peptide cross-linking; blood coagulation, fibrin clot formation. The record is from RefSeq and is a predicted model, not a curated record.